Molecule: messenger RNA, 1919 nt
Organism: Sphaerulina musiva SO2202
Lineage: Eukaryota; Fungi; Ascomycota; Dothideomycetes; Mycosphaerellales; Mycosphaerellaceae
Exons: 2
Coding region: 1404-1919 (171 amino acids)
Source: RefSeq, a predicted model, not a curated record
GAUCAAGAGUAUACCGUGUUUUCCUGUGAAAGCUACCAGCCUACCACUCAGUAGAGUCGAGAAUCCGGCUCGCAGCGCAUCGUCCAUACUAGAUGUCCGACCCUCAUGAUAGUGGUACGAGGAGAUAGCCACGAUUCAUCGCUACACCCUCAUGUUGAUUUCAUGUCUGUAAUGCCGCUUCAUUGUUCCAUGAUGAACUCCGAAGCAAAGAGUAUGAGUGCAGCGAACAUUUAAGCUUUCACACAACCACAGAGUGAAUUCGCACGCUUUGUGAGUGCGACAGCAUCGAAAUGGUGUAAAAUUGUCACCGAGCAUCCGGCCACGACGAAACUCAUAUUAGGAGAUGGAGAAUUCUCUUGUCAGUCUCCUCCAGCUUGUUACGAAGUGUAGCGAUGCGUUGGCGUGAAGUUGCAGCAGAUCAGGGCAAGAGACGCCAAGAGCGCACGAAAUCCAAACACGGAACCACGAUAGGUUGGGAACCAAGGGCAGUGACAAUGAACCCUCGUAUGCAGAGAGUCCGAUGAUUCAUAAUGUGCCUCUAAACACUGAACUCCGUAUGGGUGGGGUAUUGCAGCUUACGCACAGCACAAACAGCAGGUGCAUUGGCCGAUUAUGACCUUGUGCCUGCAUGGAGCACGUGGGCGAUGACAGGAUUGUCGCAGCAACGGGAUUGGACAGUGUCUGUGUAGACAAAUCGUGAACACCAGUUCGAUAUCGUCACCAUCGAUUUCGCUGUGAUCCGACUUCCCGAAUUUCGACCCGAAAGGAGGCGGGAGGCAUUUCCGUUUUGGCUUUCCCCGAUUCACUGCCGACGAGAGGCGCGCAUGGUGUCGGGACUGUAAAGAUCGUGCUGGGUCAGACCGCUACGACGACCACAGCAAAUUCCGCAAUCUUUCUUGUGGGUUCACAACGGCCGAGGAGCGAAAGACGAAAAAAAGGAGGCCAAGAAACAGGACCCUGAAACCGGGCCGGCCUCCAUUGGCCGCUACGAGCGUCACACUCUGCCGAGCGACCCCCAAUAUCGAGGCCAAGCGCGAUGCGGCGCGGUCCUUCAACGCGAUGAUUGCCAGACGCUAUGAAAAGGAUUUGGUCGCUACCACCAAUCCCCCGUUUGAUAUCUUGCCACUCUCCUCUGCUGUACGCUGAACUCAUCACAGGGACAGAGUUGUGCGAUCUGUGGCAUGGGAGAGCACUUAGCAUGAGUAGCGCUCGUUGCCUUUCUCGCGCCACGGAGCCGACAACGUAUGCACACUCCUCUGCAGAUGCAAUUAUCUUGUGGCCUCCCCUGGCAUUCCCGCGGAGCCUCCGACCGCUACGAGCCAGGAAGAUAGGCAAUCGGAUACAUGAUGAGCUGCGCAAAAGCCACAAGAGCUGUAUGACACACGACAUACCACCAGAAGACAAUGUGGGCCACAUAUUUGUCAAGAGGCCAGAGCAGCACUCGCGCGACCAUACUUCAUCGUGACAAUGAUGGCGAUGAGCACAGCAUAAGAGCACCAAAGCUGGAUGAGUGGCACGCGCAGAGACUUCUGGACAGGAAGACUCAGCAUCUUGCCUUUCAGGGCCUCAUCCAUACACCGAAGCUCCGUGAGGCUCAAGGCAUAGCAUCCCAGGACGAACAGCACAUGGCAGCACACUUCACGACACAGAUCUGGAUACAAAGUCCUACAGUCCCCCAACGCCAAGUUCGCGGCUGUUUGGCAUGGGCCUUUUUCCGCACUAUCAGCGAGGCAGAAAUACAAUCCAGCGGCAAGUCAGGCGACGUGGAUGAUGUAGCCACUCCGCCGCCGGUGCAUGCCAUCGAAAAUAUUGCCAUAGAGCCCCUGGGACGCGCACAGCUCACAGACUUGUGUGCCGAGGUUGGUCCGGGACGUGCAUGCAAUCUGGUUCUCUGGAGAGACCAGGCUCCGACGCAGUAG